Molecule: messenger RNA, 501 nt
Organism: Notechis scutatus (mainland tiger snake)
Lineage: Eukaryota; Metazoa; Chordata; Lepidosauria; Squamata; Elapidae
Source: RefSeq, a predicted model, not a curated record
AUGAGGUUUGUGCUUCAGCUUUUAGCCAAAUAUUUGUGCGUAUUAUUUCACGCAGUCAAUCCAAGUUUUUCAUCGCCAGCGCUAGAAGUUCGAAAUGAAUCCUACGUAGUUCCUGCUGAGCCAAGGACAAAAACAGAAAUCAUAUCUCCAAAAGUGGAGAACUUCUUCAAUCCUUUGACUUGCUGGCCCAGAGGAAAUCAGAAAGCCAUGGCUUGCAAAGCUGGAGAACACAUCAACGAGACAUUGUGCCUAGAACACAAAUGUUGUGUUUCUUCCAGAAAAUUUAUUCAAUUAGACUGCUAUACUCCGUUUGAAGACCGCCCUCAACAGAUUUUGAGAAUAUUUGCUGUUGGCAUCGGAGGAAUGUUGGCUCUUGUCUGCCUUCCAUUUUGCUGUUUCAUAGUAGAGAGAAGCCCAUGUGCUAAUCCUUUGCGUCGCUCCCCCAAAGAAGAUGACACUGAAGAAGAAAGUGAGAGCAGUGAUGAGAGCAGCGAUAGCUAA